Molecule: messenger RNA, 963 nt
Organism: Symbiodinium sp. CCMP2456
Lineage: Eukaryota; Dinophyceae; Suessiales; Symbiodiniaceae
Source: the annotation of a GenBank genome assembly
AUGACAGAUUUUGUGCCGUCCCUGGCCUUGGGGCCGAUGCCGGCGUGCUCUGCACGCAUUCGGCAAAGGGGCUUUGUGAUGCGCAAGUUGCAUGUCAGAGUGUUGGCAGCCUCAAGCCUUUUAAGUGCUGUCAGCCUCGCGGUGCUGACGUUCGUGUCACCCAGUUCGCCUUCCCAGGGCAGAGCCGCGCGAUUUUGUGGCCAACGACCAGUCCAGUCGCAGCUGCUGACGCCUUUAGCCGCGGCUUCGACCCUCAGCUGGACGACCCCGAGCAGCAGCUGGUCGGCUGAGCGCCUCAGCCCUCGAGAGUGGUUGCGCAUGUAUCGAACGCUGGGUCUCUCCCAGGAUGCCACGAAGGCUCAGGUCUCAAAAGCUGCGUCGCGACUACGCAAGAAAUACUCUUCAGACGAGGCUGCCCUGCAGCGAGUCGAAGCUGCGAACCUCUGGAUAAUGACGAAGGAAGAGGCACUGCGUGCCAAGCAGGCAGCGAAUCGUCUCCGGGAGCUCGGAGACUCUCCGCGAAGGCUCUUUCACAAGUACGUAGCUGGCUACGUGCCUCCUGGGGUACGGCAGAUGAUAGAGCCGCCGACUACAAAACAUUUCCGAUGGGCCAGUGGACUUCUCGGUGCAUUCGCACUUUUUGGUCUGUGCGUUCCCACCCAGGCGACAAACUUCAUUGGCCUGGCAGCAGCAUCGGCCAUGGGCCUCGUCUACCAGCGCAACCGUCCGGAACCGGUGAAAGAUGACAUGGGCAACGUGGGUGCGGUGCAGAAGCCGAACGUCAAAGAGAUGGGCGCAUCGAUUGCACUCGUCGUCAUCGGGGCGAUUCUGAGUGCCGGCCUAUCCUUGAUCAUCUCCUUCAGUCUCCAGACGGACUUCCAGGCGUACUUCUGCACGACCACUUGCUUCGUGCUCUGGCUUGUCGCUCUCUUUUUCAAGGUCUACCAGUGCUUCGAUGCGUGA